Ostrinia nubilalis (European corn borer) is the source of this 3136-nucleotide messenger RNA. Its product is annotated as integrin alpha-PS3-like. Gene Ontology annotation, molecular function: integrin binding. Gene Ontology annotation, biological process: cell adhesion mediated by integrin; cell-matrix adhesion; cell-cell adhesion. The transcript is spliced from 25 exons. Bases 161 to 3112 code for a protein of 983 amino acids. The record is from RefSeq and is a predicted model, not a curated record. Gene Ontology annotation, cellular component: external side of plasma membrane; integrin complex. Lineage: Eukaryota; Metazoa; Arthropoda; Insecta; Lepidoptera; Crambidae.
GGUUUGUUUUUCCUGGAUUGGGUAGUCAUACUUAGGAUUUUACAGGAGAAUAACAUUUAUGCCAUUAUGUAUCAUAGUUACGUGUCUAAAUAAAUUAAUAAACAUUAUGUACCUAUUAUAACUUGGAUUUAAAAAGAAGACUUUCGUAAUAUCGAUUACAAUGAAAGGAAGUGUCAGCAUAUUUGUGGGGUUAUUCCUGCAAGCUUCGGCCAGCAUUUUCUUUCAUGAGCACUCCCAUAUAACGUUGAUACCAGACCCUACGCGUGAUCACACAACCUUUGGAUUCUCUUUGGCUUACCAACAGAACGGAACAGUCACAAGCCUGGUGAGCGGUGCACCGCACAGUGACCUCACCGGGAAGGUGUUCAGAUGCCCUUUCGAUGACGUGCUGUCAAACUCCGCUACUCAGUGUGGAGAUGUUGAUUUAGAUGUGGACAAAUUAGCCCCGUAUAGUAGAGAUAAUUAUACAGAUUUAAAAUUGAAUCUCGGGUGGUCAGUUUCCGCAACGCCAGAUUAUUUUUUUACUUGCGCACCACUAUGGCCAACGUUGAUUCGUAGUUACGAGUACUUUGGCACUUGCUUCAUGCACAACGAUACCGCACACCGGUACCAGGGACUUAUAGAACAAUUUGUAGCUGGAGGAAGAUUAGAAAAUCAUGCUGACAUUCAGCACGGGACUGGGUGGCGCACUCUAGUGGACCAGUCGAACAAGGUGCUUCUGAUCGCCAAGGUGGCCGGAUCCGGAGGGAUAUCCUCGGUCAACUCCCUCAGUCCUCUGGAACCCGUGCGCUCCUUCUUCUCCGUUAACUCCAAUAGAAAUACGUUUAGACACGACCAUAAUCUUGGAGCCUCAAUGGUUGCUGGAAAAUUUUUCGACAAGAAAAUAACAUUGUAUGCAAUCAGUUCUUAUAAUUUAGAACAAUCUAAAUAUACAAUACAUUUCCUCAGGUAUGCGAACUCAAAGCUAUACUUGGUACCACUUCAAACAAACAAAUUUGGGGGGAAAAAAACUUUCUUGACCAUUUCUGGUUCUGAAUCACACUAUGGUUCGAUGUUUGGAGCGGCCAUGUUUGCGGUAGACUUGGACGGCGAUGGCCUUUCGGAGUUGUUGGUGGGUGCGCCCGCGCACGCCGCUAGUGAGAGCGCACACGAGUCUGGUGCGCUGUAUAUUUACAUGGGCGGCAAUCAGGCUCUUAUCAACGAUAUUGGCAGACGAUGCGUAAUAAAGGCAGUAAAAGGAGGCUCGAGAUUUGGCUCGGCCAUAGCUGCGAACGAUGUAGACGGGGACGAUGUGCCUGAAAUAUUUGUGAGCGCGCCUUAUGAAAAUUCUGGGGAAGGAGCUUUGUACAUUUUAUCUGGUUUUGAAGUAAAAAAAGAAUUAAUAGAUAAAACAAGCAGUGUCAAGGAAACAACACUGUCAAGGUUGAGGUACAAACAGCGAAUCGCGCACAGCGAUUUUAAGACUUUUGGAUAUAGUCUGCAGGUGAUACCGGACUUGGAUGACAAUGGCUGCGAUGAAUUAGCAGUUGGAUCGCCAGGAUCCGACAAAAUAAUGUUGUUGCGUUGUAUACCGGGAAUGAUAGUAAAUGUUAACCUGGAACAAAAGGGAGACCAGAUAGUAAGAGAGCAAGACAACAACUUCACUAUGAGUGUAUGUGUAGAAGUAAAACACUUGAAGCUUAAAAGUUUUUAUUCGGAACUGAAAAUAUCCAACAAAGUGAUUGGUGUUGGUGCAAAUAUCGAAGCUUCCCAACUGAGUUUUAGUGUGGUGUUAAAUGGGACCACAGAAGAACCAGUAUGCCGGGAUGUGAUGGUUAAAUUGAUUGGCAACGACCCACAUGAGUAUAAAUUCUACACCACAGCGGAAAUGGAGGAAACUGAGAUGUUAAACUCAACAGAAUUUAACGUAACUUGGGCAGUGGCGAGCCCGUACAGUGUGCUGGAAAAAAGUGCUGACAUCUCCCGGCGCUGCAGAGACAAGGACUGCGAACCAAACGUCUCGAUGACCAUCGGUUGGUCUGGAAAGAAUGAAAGCUACCUACUCGGAUCGUCCGAGCUCGUCACGGUAUCAAUUUUAGUGAAGAACCAAGGUAAUAGCUCUUACGACUCAUGUGUUAUGGUUGAAAUUGCCGGGCCACCAAUCGCACAGUUCGGCUGUUCCAAGUACGGUAAUGGGUACAGAUGUAUGAUGCCAAAGCCUCUUAGAAGAAACACUCAGUACCCAAUCAACAUAGUAUUUAAUGUGACUCAGCCGUUGAGCAAUAUAGAGCAGAUAAAUGUUCAAGCUCGCUUGUUCCAAUACUGCGGCAAGGGUACCCCUACCGUUAUGCCAUUUGCUCUCAAGUUACAGCUCAAUACUGACGACGUAUUCGUGAAAAGACUAACUCACAACCAAGAUAUAUCAGAUACGGAAAUUAGAGACCAAAAUGUCGCUACUAUCGACGAUGCGCAUGAGUAUAUUAUAAAUAACAAAGGCCGUGUACACUGGAAGAAUGUGGAGGCUACGAUAGUUAUUAAGAACAUGCCUUAUAUCGUCUCAAGCAGGGUUUCGGGGCCAAUGAGAGAGUGUGACCACGAAGCACUACCAGAGCAGUCUACAUUCAAUUGCACCUUCGAUCUGCCGCCCGGUUCUGCCCCCAAGAUUGUGGCUUCCAUUGUCAUUCUCAAGGACAAAAUCGUGGAUUACUUUGUGGAUGAGAAGCUGAAUAUAACCUCAAACAUUAUUUUGUAUUUAAGACCAACUGCAAUAAUGAAGGAGGAAAGGUUGAUAACGACCAUCAAUCUUCACAAGGAACAGUCUUUUGCCCAGAACAAGGGCCUUAUGAUAUUCUUAUCAGUCCUUGGAGCCCUGAUCAUUUUGGGUAUAGUUAUAUUUAUAAUGUAUAAGAUGGAGUUCUUUAAGAGGAAGGAAAAAACUAAACUGGACGCAUUGAAAAAGGAGCAUGUUCGCAGAAUGAGUGUUAAACGCUCUAUGUCUAUGAGCCAUGACAGAUCGGAAGACCCUGAAAACACACACUUACAGGGAAUCGAAAUAGACCUAGAGGAUGCUGAAGACCCUUUUGACAAUAACCGAGGACAUACCAACAUGGCAGCCGAGCAGGAAACUAAAUAAAAUACAAUAUUUUUGUUAGCAUAA